UCGCUCCCUCUGCUCUUCCUCCCUUCGAUCGCACCAUGGCUGAUCAGCUGACCGAGGAACAGAUUGCUGAAUUCAAGGAAGCUUUCUCCCUAUUCGAUAAGGAUGGCGAUGGCACCAUCACAACAAAGGAACUUGGAACUGUCAUGAGGUCACUGGGUCAGAACCCAACAGAAGCUGAAUUGCAGGAUAUGAUCAACGAAGUGGAUGCUGAUGGUAAUGGCACCAUUGACUUCCCCGAAUUUUUGACUAUGAUGGCUAGAAAAAUGAAAGAUACAGAUAGUGAAGAAGAAAUCUGUGAGGCAUUCCGAGUCUUUGACAAGGAUGGCAAUGGUUACAUCAGUGCAGCAGAACUACGUCACGUCAUGACAAACUUAGGAGAAAAACUAACAGAUGAAGAAGUAGAUGAAAUGAUCAGAGAAGCAGAUAUUGAUGGAGACGGACAAGGCAACUAUGAAGAAUUCGUACAGAUGAUGACUGCAAAAUGAAGACCUACUUUCAACUCCUUUUUCCCCCCUCUAGAAGAAUCAAAUUGAAUCUUUUACUUACCUCUUGCAAAAAAAAGAAAAAGAAAAAAAAA
Messenger RNA from Piliocolobus tephrosceles (Ugandan red Colobus), 577 nucleotides. Its product is annotated as calmodulin-like. Bases 36 to 485 code for a protein of 149 amino acids. Lineage: Eukaryota; Metazoa; Chordata; Mammalia; Primates; Cercopithecidae. The transcript has 2 exons. Gene Ontology annotation, molecular function: calcium ion binding. Gene Ontology annotation, cellular component: myosin II complex. The record is from RefSeq and is a predicted model, not a curated record.